Aaosphaeria arxii CBS 175.79 is the source of this 1353-nucleotide messenger RNA. RefSeq lists its product as uncharacterized. The transcript has a single exon. Lineage: Eukaryota; Fungi; Ascomycota; Dothideomycetes; Pleosporales. The record is from RefSeq and is a predicted model, not a curated record. The coding region runs from base 1 to 1353 and encodes 450 amino acids.
AUGGAUCCACUUCCGCCGAAACAGCCUAUUAGGCUACUUCGCCAUCUUCGUCUGUCCAUGCUGACGGUAUAUCGCCGCAUCUUCACCAUCAUCGUUCUCCUCAACAUGAUUGGUUUGUUCCUGCUCAUCCAAUCCCCCGCUAAACUGGAAGACAUGUCCACGUGGGCAUCGGCCAACUUCCUCGUGGCAAUUCUCUUUCGUCAAGACUGGGUCGUCAACAUCAUAUUUCGCUCUGCAUGGCUUGUACCCUGGAGCAUGCCUCUCCGCCUGCGCCGAAUGGUAGCUCGUGCCUACAUGUAUGGAGGAGUGCAUAGUGGCGCUGCUCUCGCCGGAACAAUGUGGUUCUUCACCUUCACUCUGAUGUUGACUGUACGCUUCGCUGGUGAAGGUCAAUACACGAAUCUGAUCUUCGUGAUCACCUGGUUCAUUCUGAUUGUACUUGCGAUAAUCUGCUUCCUCUCCUUGCCAAACUUGAGGUCGAAAUAUCACAACACAUUCGAAAUUACGCAUCGAUUCCUGGGUUGGUCAUCCAUCUUGCUAUUUUGGACACAGCUUAUGCUUCUCAUCAAGUCCAAAUCCUUUCAUAAGCAGGAAACCUUCAGGACCGUGCUCAUUCGUGCGCCAACAUUCUGGAACCUAUUGAUCCUCACUUGCUUGAUACUGGCUCCAUGGCUGCGCCUUCGUCGCUGGACCUUUACGCCUCAUGUCCUAUCCUCGCAUGCCCUUCGCCUUCACUUCACCAACCGCAUUCACCGAUUCUCCUGCCUGGCAAUCUCAAUCUCGCCCUUUGGUGAAUAUCAUCCCUUUGCCACGUUCCCCUCUACGAACCCUUCCGAGCCUGGCUCGUCACUCAUCAUUUCAGCCGCGGGUGAUUGGACCAAGGAACAGAUUCGCAUUGCUAACGACCUGAUCCGGGAGAACAACGCCUACAAUUCUGAAAAGAAGAUGACCUUCUGGAUCAAGGGCAGCCCCAAAGCAGGUGUGCUGUCCCUAACGUGCAUCUUCCAACGCGUCGUGAUCAUCACCACAGGCUCUGGCAUAGGACCGUCACUGUCCUCACUGGUUGAACGCCCCGUUGCGCAAGUCGCUCGCUUGAUCUGGAGCACACGGUCACCGGAACUCACAUACGGCUCUGCUAUCUGCAGAGAGGUCUCUAAUGUCGAUCCAGACGCAAUUGUCAUCGACACUGACACCAUGGGCCGUCCUGACCUCAUCCAAGUCGCCUGGAAAGUGUACAGCGAGAUGAAGGCCGAAGCUGUGUUCGUACUCAGCAAUGAAGCAACGACGAAGAAGGUCGUGUAUGGCCUCGAGAGCAGGGGCGUUCCCGCCUUUGGUCCCAUCUGGGACUCUUGA